Molecule: messenger RNA, 306 nt
Organism: Trichoderma virens Gv29-8
Lineage: Eukaryota; Fungi; Ascomycota; Sordariomycetes; Hypocreales; Hypocreaceae
Exons: 1
Molecular function (GO): catalytic activity
Source: RefSeq, a predicted model, not a curated record
UCCAUUAUUGCAGGCGACUUUAACGCAGUCUACUGGUUAUGGCAACCGGGCAAGGACUUAAACACAGCCGGCAACAGGAUCGCCGAGUGGGCGGAGAAGCACAAUCUCUACCCCUCCCUCACAGACUCACCGACAAAACACUCAGGACAAUACAUCGACCUAAUAUUCUCCAACUGCCCAACCUCUUCCAGAGUCGAACACUCACUUAACACAGGGUCGGACCACUUCACUGUAGUUACCACCCUCCCCGAACCACUCCGUACUACCCCGGGAGCAGGCAAGAAGUACAUACCGAUGGAAUGCUAA